AUGGCUCUGAUCCUGCCCGACGAACGCAUAGAAACUGUGACAGGUUUGGGCUGGGAACUCGGCCCUCAGAUUGUGCAGCAAGUGACUUUCGCUAAUGGGGUCAUGGCGCGCGGCAUCGAUAUGGGUGAUUUUGAAUCUUUGAUGAAAGGGCGGCCAUGUAACGGAGUGGAACCUUCAGACUAUGCUUACCUUACAGCAUUGGGCAUUGCAGCCAAAACGGUCACGGGACGGGAGUUCAUUGUAGCGUAUCUAAUUGGGAGUGAAAUGAGCGUGCGGGAGAACUCUACGGAUCUUGGGCUCCAGCAUCGUCAGGCUCUCGGCUUCUGGGAUUGA
Molecule: messenger RNA, 333 nt
Organism: Amorphotheca resinae ATCC 22711
Lineage: Eukaryota; Fungi; Ascomycota; Leotiomycetes; Helotiales; Amorphothecaceae
Exons: 4
Coding region: 1-333 (110 amino acids)
Molecular function (GO): lyase activity
Source: RefSeq, a predicted model, not a curated record